This is a messenger RNA of Nelumbo nucifera (sacred lotus), 2022 nucleotides long. Its product is annotated as transcription factor E2FA-like. Gene Ontology annotation, biological process: regulation of transcription by RNA polymerase II. Gene Ontology annotation, cellular component: RNA polymerase II transcription regulator complex. The record is from RefSeq and is a predicted model, not a curated record. Gene Ontology annotation, molecular function: RNA polymerase II cis-regulatory region sequence-specific DNA binding; DNA-binding transcription factor activity, RNA polymerase II-specific; protein dimerization activity. Lineage: Eukaryota; Viridiplantae; Streptophyta; Magnoliopsida; Proteales; Nelumbonaceae.
CUCUCUUUCUCUCUCCCUCUCCCUCUCUAGUCUCUCCGCUCUUCUUCUCUCUUCCCCCCAAAAUCUCAGAUCCCAUUCUCCCUCCUCUUUUCCUCUCUAAGGCCUCCAAUUUCCACCCCAAUUUCCAUCAUUCCUCUUCUUUCGAUCUUCUGAGACUCGAGGAGACCUCUUGAUCAAGCCUCUCGAGAUCGGCGUUGAAUAACGAGGUCCAGAGAGGGUUUGAUCGAUUCCUUCUUCAAGCAAUCGGUAAGGUUUCGUUUUUCGGGACUUCGUUAGUGGUAUUUCAUGUCUGGCGCCCGAGCUUCAAAUCGCUCGGCGCAGCCGUCGGGGCAGAUCCUGCAACCUCUGAAGCGACACCUUCCGUUCUCGUCGACGAAGCCGCCGUUCGUUCCUCCAGAUGAUUAUCAUCGGUUCUCCCGUGAGAGUCGUAAAGUUGCUGAUGAAGAGGCCGAUGCUAUUGUUGUUAAAUCUCCGCCUCUGAAGCGGAAGAGUGAAACAGAAGAUUGUGAAGGCUUCAAUGAGUGGACUACCAGUCCUGGGUACACUGAAGUGGUUAACAGCCCCCUUCGUACACCAGUAUCAGGAAAAGGGGGCAGGGUAUACAGCAAGUCAAAGGUUCCAAAGCAUAGCAAAUCAGGGCCUCAAACCCCUGUGCCAAAUGCAGGUUCACCAUCUGGAAAUACUCUUACUCCAGUUGGUACUUGUCGUUAUGACAGCUCUCUAGGUCUCUUAACAAAAAAGUUCAUCAAUUUGAUCAAGCAUGCAGAAGAUGGUAUCCUUGACUUGAACAAAGCUGCUGACACUUUGGAGGUACAGAAAAGGCGAAUAUAUGACAUAACAAAUGUCCUGGAAGGAAUUGGACUCAUAGAGAAGAAGCUUAAGAACAGAAUACGUUGGAAGGGACUUGAUGUCUCAAGGCCAGGAGAAGAAGAUGAUGAUGCCACAAUGUUACAGGCAGAAGUUGAAAACCUUUCCAUGGAGGAGCAGAGACUAGAUGAUCGCAUAAGAGAAAUGCAGGAAAGGCUGAGGGACCUAAGUGAGGAUGAGAACAAUCAAAAGUGGUUGUUUGUGACAGAAGAAGAUAUCAAGGGUCUACCCUGUUUCCAGAAUGAGACUCUGAUAGCAAUUAAAGCUCCACAUGGCACCACUUUAGAAGUCCCAGAUCCUGAUGAGGCUGUUGACUAUCCACAAAGAAGAUACAGAAUUGUCCUCAGAAGCACCAUGGGUCCCAUUGAUGUUUACCUUGUCAGUCAAUUUGAGAAGUUUGAGGAGAUGAAUAGUAUUGAAGCACCUCCAAGCCUCCCACUUGCAUCAAGUUCAGGAUCUUCUGAGAAUCCAGCAGUGGCGAUGGUCACUGAAGAUUGCCAGGGGAAGGAGAUGGAAUUGCAAGGACAUGACGAUCAUAGAAUGUAUUCAGAUCCAAAUGCCUCACAGGACUUUGUGGGUGGGAUAAUGAAGAUUGUUCCUUCAGACGUUGAUAGUGAUGCAGAUUAUUGGCUUCUUUCGGAUGCUGGGGUUAGCAUCACAGAUAUGUGGAAGACAGAACCUGGAGUGGAAUGGGAUGGGAUGGAUGCACUUCAUACUGACGAGUUUGUGAUGACCGAUAUUGGCACACCACGGCCACAAACUCCACCAUCUGAUGUUAUAGAAGUGCCACCAUCUUCUAACUCUAUCAGAAGGUGAAUGGUGGAUAAAAUCAAGAAACCAAGGUCUGUACUUUAUCAGAAUCUCUCAUGCCUGCCCAUUUUCCUCAUCUUUUACCAAUUCAAUCCUGCAGUUUUGGGAAUGGCUUAACAGGAUUCGUGUAGCUGAAUCCAUAUAGUUGGGAUAAGGCUUAGUUGAUGAUGGUGAGCCCAGCAGUUUGGGAUAUAUUGAUUGUCAAAGCUUUAUCCUUGUCUACUAUAUGUUUCCCAAUAUAAGAAGCUUUGGGGAUAGGAAGAUGGAAAAUAGCUGGUCCAAUGUACAGUAUAUUUGAUCAUGUGAUUCGGUAAGGAAUAAAGUUGAAAUAUUUGUUGUUCCAAA